Schistosoma intercalatum is the source of this 3264-nucleotide messenger RNA. The record is from the annotation of a GenBank genome assembly. NCBI's taxonomy places the organism in Eukaryota, Metazoa, Platyhelminthes, Trematoda, Strigeidida, Schistosomatidae.
GUUUUAAUUAGUUCUGAAAGGUUUUAGCGUAGUCAAAUAAUCCCCAGUUUCUGGGUCUUUAUUCUGUCUCAGAUUCAGAAAGAUGACUGCAGAUUUGACCGAUGAGAGUCUCUUUCCUAUUGCUAUUCUUAUUGAUGAGUUAAGAAAUGAGGAAAUGCAAACUCGUCUGGCUAGCAUCAGAAAACUUACUACUAUUGCUCUUGCACUUGGUCCAGAGAGGACAAGAACAGAAUUGGUUCCAUUCCUAACCGAUACCAUAUAUGAUGAGGAUGAGGUACUUAGGGAAAUGGCCAAACAAUUGGCAGACUUUGUUCCAUUGGUUGGAGGACCUGAAUAUGUCCAUUGUCUUCUACCACCAUUGGAAGGACUUGCAUCUGCUGAAGAAACGGUUGUGCGGGAUAAAGCUGUGGAGACGUUGCGAACACUUGCACCUAGUUUCUCAUCCAAGGAUUUGGAAACUCACUUUCUGCCACUGAUCAAGCGUUUGGCAACAGGUGACUGGUUUACUAGCCGUACUUCUGCUUGUGGACUGUUUAGCGUGAUUUAUCGACAGUCUUCUACUGCUGUCCGUGCAGAACUGCGUCGCGCCUUUAAGCAGCUUUGCACUGACGAUACUCCUAUGGUCAGGCGUGCAGCUGCUAACCGUCUCGGGGAACUAGCUCGUUGUUUGGAACUAGAUGCGUUACGUUCGGACCUGUUACCGCUAUUACCUCCUCUUUCCCAACAGGAUGAUCAGGACUCUGUACGAUUACUGGGUGUGAAUGCGUCAGUAGAUUUCGCUGAAGUUCUUCCUACUGAAGAUGUCUUGACACACAUCAUUCCUCUUAUAAGAGGAGCUGCAGAAGAUAAAUCUUGGCGAGUCCGUUAUCAAUUAGCUGAUCACAUUACUGAUCUACAGGCUGCAGUAAAACCCCAACUUGCUGGACAGCACUUGGUAGACGUUUACCAGAUCCUUCUCAAAGAUCCAGAAGGAGAAGUUCGCGCAGCGGCUGCAGGCAAACUGAAGAAGUUUGCUUCGUCUCUAGCCCCUGAUAUUCGUGAAUCCGUAAUUAUGAAAACAUUGUUACCUAUCAUUCGGGAAAUGGUCGGUGAAACUAAUUUACAGGUAAAAACGGCUCUGGCCGGUGUCAUGAUGGCUUUAGCUCCGCUGCUUGGCAAGGAGAAUACAUUAGAACAUCUUCUUCCAUUACUGUUGAUUCAAUUAAAGGACGAAAAUCCAGAUGUCCGUUUGAAUAUUAUAUCUAAUUUAGAGUGUGUAAAUCAAAUUAUGGGAAUUACCCAACUUAGUCAAAGUCUACUUCCUGCUAUUGUUGAAUUGGCCAGUGAUACAAAGUGGCGUGUUCGUCUAGCAAUAAUUGAGUAUAUGCCACUAUUAGCAAGUCAACUUGGUUUGCAAUGUUUUAACGAGCGACUCACAAAUUUAUGCUUGGGUUGGCUAGUAGACGAUGUAUACGCUGUACGUGAAGCAGCUGUAACAAAUUUACGAAAACUUAUGGAUCAAUUUGGAGUCGAUUGGGCCAGUUCUCAAAUCAUCCCUCGUGAAUAUUUAUCUGCUCUGUCUGCUUCAAGAGGACUAGACUGCAAAUGACGUAGAGAAUUGAGCAGAACAAAUUUAUUAUGUUAUGUCAAGGUCAAACGAGUUUCAAGCUUCUGUUAAAUCCAUGUGUUUUCAUAAUGCCGUAUUUUGCAUACAGUCUAUGGUCAUUGGGAUUUUACUACGAACUGAAAUCUCCAGUCCAAGGAAUUAUUGUUUACCUGUUUGUGAUUUGCCUACAUAUACACUGGUGUGAGUUUUCGACGUACUUACUGUCUUAUGGUCUUUUAACUCUCAUAGUUAAUCUUAUUUUAUUGUUUGAAAAAUGUUCAUUCCAUACACAUGAAGCUUCAGUACCAACGCUACUUCUAAAAGCACUGGUAAGUAAAUAAGCAACUAAAUUAAAUGUAGGCAUUUAAAUAAUGGUUUGGUGAUAUUUGGCAGGUCACACUGUAGUCAAUUAUUACCUGUACACUGCUAAAUUAGUUUUGGUCAUUUCAGUGUUCUAGACCCAGAUUAUUUUACUGCACUCUUGAGCCGAAAGUUUUCGAUACAGUGGUCUGAUUUCUUACUUCAUGUGGUUACAAUUUUUGUGUUGGUAUCAAAUGAUAUUUGUUAUUGACGUAGUUGAAUUCAGAUAUCAGAAUAUAUGUUUAGCUCUUCAGAAAUAAAUUAUCGUCUCUGUCGGUUGAUAAGUGUUUAACUGUAACAAAUCAUGUGGUUUUGGAGGUUAUUCUAGUCAUAGUUUAAUUGUUUUGCUUUUAUUCCAUGUAUGUCACCAUAGUGUCACUUUAUUUGUUAAACAAUCACUACAUGAAAUACUGACUAACAUGAAGAUACGUUCUGUUCAAAUAUCUGGGAAAAUUUAUAAGUCUAUGUAAAGGUUAGCUUAUCAAUUCAUUAAAAUACCACAAGUAAAUUCACACAAAAUGCAUCAAACUUUUUCACGGUUAUUUUUAAUAUAAUGAUGCCAAGCAACCAAAUAUUUGACAAUUAUACAUUACUUUCUAAAAAAAAUUUACAGCUCAUACAACUCUCUUACGAUCCCAACUAUCUUCGUCGAAUGAUUUGUUUGGCAUCCCUUCAUCAGCUAGGUGAAGCUCAGUCUUGUCGGUCGGAAUUACUGCAGAAACAUUUACUUCCUACUAUAGUUCAACUGGGUCAAGAUCCUGUGCCAAAUGUUCGUUUCAAAGUUGGUCAAAUUUUGGGCAAAAUUGGCCAUCUUCUGGAUGCAUCGACUAUACAGACAUUUGUUAAACCAACGUUAGAAAAACUGGGCUCUGAUACAGAUCCAGAUGUUGUUUAUUAUGCCAAAGAAUCUAGCGAAUUACUUCAUCUUUCAGGAAGAUGAAAGCCAUGUCAAGAAACCACACGCGUUUUAUGCACAGGAUAAUUAUGAUAUUUAAAUACAUGUAAAUUGACAGCAUAUCUGGUACCUUACUUCCAGAGUAGUGAUGCCCUAUUAAUAAAGUAAAUGUGAGCUUGUGUGUUUGUGGUUCUUGUUCAAUUGUGUCUGUGUAUGUGCCUUAACGUAAACUAGUUGCAUAUGUUCGUAUUAAUUAUUAAAUUCUGUUCUCAUUAUUAUUUUGAAGAAAACGAUAAGGGAAGUGCAUGUCGUCGUUUAAUUUAUUUAUUGUCAACUGCAUGAAAGUAGCUUGCUUUCAUAAAGCAAAACUCAAAUGUUUGUGAUUCAUCUUUUCUUUUUUAUUCAAUAAAACGUCGGAAUACAA